This is a messenger RNA of Drosophila erecta, 1889 nucleotides long. RefSeq names its product L-lactate dehydrogenase B chain. The coding region runs from base 24 to 1109 and encodes 361 amino acids. NCBI's taxonomy places the organism in Eukaryota, Metazoa, Arthropoda, Insecta, Diptera, Drosophilidae. The transcript has a single exon. Gene Ontology annotation, molecular function: oxidoreductase activity, acting on the CH-OH group of donors, NAD or NADP as acceptor. The record is from RefSeq and is a predicted model, not a curated record. Gene Ontology annotation, biological process: carboxylic acid metabolic process.
GUCUCAAAAUUAAAAAUUAACAAAUGGCAUUAAGUCAGCUGAUACGCCUGAACAUGGCUCAUAUCCAGGCCAAAAUGUGCAGUACUAAGAGCCUGUCCAGCAAGCCGACCAAGUCCUCCUUCGCCAAGUUGAUGAAGCCCAUGAAGGAGUUUAAGCGCUCGCGGAUUCCGAAGAUCAGUGUAGUUGGCGCCGGUCAGGUGGGCACGGCGAUCAGCUGCAUGCUGCUGCUCCGUAAUCUCACCAAGCACCUGGUCAUACUGGACAUUAACUACGAGCUGGCCAAAGCGGAGGCACUGGACUUUCAGCAGGCCUCCGCCUUUCUGAGCGAUGCUAGGGUGGUGCCCUGCGGCGAUAGUGCCAACUCCAAGAAUUCCGAUGUGGUGAUCAUUACGGCGGGGGCACGGCCCUCCGGCAAGGAUCGUUCCCGCCUGACUGCGAUGAAAAAGACCGUCGAGAUCCUCAAGAAGGCGGUGCCCAAGCUGGUGGAGCUCAGUCCCAAGGCCACCUUCAUUGUCAUCUCGAAUCCCGCCGAUGUUAUGACCUACGCUGUCCAGCGGAUUGCCAAGCUGCCCAAGCAUCGCUGCUUCACCACUGGCUGCCACCUGGACUCGGUGAGGUUCCGCAACCUGAUUGCAAACCGCCUUCGAUUGCCUCCGUCUCAGGUGCACGGCUAUGUGAUCGGGGAGCACGGCGCCAGUGCGGUUCCAGUGUGGUCCAACGUCUCCGUUGCCGGCAUCCGGCUGAAUGAUGUGGUCAAGAACCUGGCCUGCGGCGAUGAUCCCGAGAACUGGGCGGAGAUCAACGAGCAGGUCGUCACCGGCGGACUCGCGGUGGGCAAAACCAAGGGCUACACCAACUGGGCCGUUGCCCUCACCUGCACGGAUAUCGUGCAUGCGAUGUGCGGCGGCAAGGGCAAGAUCGCGUCCGUGGGCACCGAUAUGCAGGGAAUGCACGGCAUCAAGGACAACGUGGUGCUGUCGCUGCCCAGCCUGGUCACCGCCGGUGGCAUCAGCCACGUCUUCGAGCUGCCCCUCACGGAUGUGGAGCAACGCAAGCUGCUGGCCUCCGCCGACGUCCUUCUGGAGGCCCAAUGCUCUCUGGAUAUUUGAACAUUAUUCAUUUCAGUGGGGAUUGGCCAAGUCAAUAACGAAGCAGCUGAGCUACAGCUAACACCUUUGGAAAGUUCUUGGAAAAGUGAGCUGGAGGAUUAUAUUAAGGAUGGUUUCAAGGCUGUCGGGUAUUACGAAUUAUUGUAAAUAUACCUUUUGGAAAUCUGGAAAUUCUGAAAAAAGAAAACCAGUGAGAUCAAGCAAUGUAUUAUUCUGGGAAAUAGCCCAGCCCAUAAAAACCACGCCCAAAUCUCAAGUGGAAAGUGAAAACCAGAGAAGACCAGCUGUGGGAGCGAGUAGGCAAGCCCUUUGCCCUUUCCACUUUCAGCUAGAGCGAGCGAGAUGAACACACACGAGUGUUUUGUAGACGAGCUACACAUAAAAAUGCAGCGAUACCAGAAAUCUUUUGCCGCUCUUUUCGUUUCUGUGGCCCUGUUAGUGGACGUCAAAAAAUUUGUAAUUUUCCCAAAAUUUAUGAUUUACAUCUCUUGGCGCAGUGACAAUUCUUUCGAAGACUACGGAUCCCCAAGGUCUUGGGGCAGGGCGGCCGAGAAAAAUCGAAAGUCAAAGGUCUUGGAAACGAAUAGGUGACCAGCGCGAAUGAGAAAGCAGCUGACGAGCGCCAGCAAAGAAAUGUGGAGAUCCAAGACGCUGGGGGCCUUGCAUUGCGCAACUUUUGGAGCCAAGGUCUACGAGUGUAGCAGGCGCCCACGAAUCCCAGCAGCGAUUAGCGAUCGCGUUCCACUCAGCGCAUUUUGUCUAUACCAGCAUUAUUUUGAU